AGCCAAGGGCAACCCCCACUCUCUCUCAUUCUAAGUCGGCAGACGAGAUCUUCGGCCAUUUUUGCUUCGGUCUCAGAUUGUCGGACAAGGGCAGGUCGGCUUUCUUUCUCGUCGGACAAGCCCAAGCUGCCAUUUUCUUCGCUGGCCGCUGCUCUUUCCUUCUCUUCAAACUUCUCUCAGGUCGGUCAGCUUUCUUCCUCCGGUGCCGCCCCCAGUUCUUCAACCAGUAAAGGCUACACCAGGAUUUUCCUCUCUUUGUUGAGCUGCUACCAUGGUUAUAGACAGUGGCAGCCAGGACCAGUCCCAUAAGGCUCAUCGGUCUCGUCAAGCAGGUCCAAAGAAGAAGGCGAAAUCAGAUAAGAAGAAGAAGCUCUCAACCGAGGAAAAGAAGCAAAACCCUAAGGCAUUUGCCUUUACUUCAACAGUGAAAGCUAAGCGUUUGCAGUCUCGAGCUGUAGAGAAGGAGCAGCGUAGACUUCAUUUGCCGACUAUUGAUCGGGCUUAUGGUGAACCACCUCCUUUUGUUGUUGUUGUGCAUGGACCGCCCCAGGUUGGCAAGUCUCUAUUGAUAAAAUGUCUUGUAAAGCAUUAUACGAAGCAAAAUUUACCUGAGGUUCGAGGACCAAUUACCAUUGUGUCAGGUAAGCAAAGGCGGGUUCAGUUUGUUGAGUGCCCUAAUGACAUCAAUGGCAUGAUUGAUGCUGCAAAAUAUGCUGAUCUAGCUUUGUUGUUGAUAGAUGGAAGCUAUGGCUUUGAAAUGGAGACUUUUGAAUUUCUUAAUAUUUUGCAAGUUCAUGGAUUCCCAAAGGUCAUGGGAGUCCUUACUCACCUUGAUAAAUUCAAGGAUGUGAAAAAACUUAAGAAAACAAAGCAGAGACUCAAGCAUCGUUUCUGGACAGAAAUAUAUGAUGGGGCAAAAUUGUUCUAUUUGUCUGGUCUUAUUCAUGGGAAGUACUCUAAGCGAGAGAUUCACAAUCUUGCUCGCUUUAUUUCUGUUAUGAAGUUUCAUCCGUUAUCGUGGCGAACUGCUCACCCAUAUAUUUUAGUAGAUCGCUUUGAAGAUGUGACUCCUUCUGAACGAGUGCAUAUGGACAAUAAAUGUGACAGGAAUGUCACACUUUACGGUUAUUUGCGGGGUUGUAAUUUGAAAAAGGGGACUAAGGUGCAUAUUGCUGGUGUUGGUGAUUAUAGUUUGGCUGGUAUUACAGCUUUGGCUGACCCUUGUCCUUUACCAUCAGCUGCGAAAAAGAAAGGAUUGAGAGACAAGGAAAAACUGUUUUAUGCUCCCAUGUCUGGCCUUGGGGAUCUGCUGUAUGACAAGGAUGCUGUGUACAUAAACAUAAAUGACCACUUUGUUCAGUUCUCUAAAGUUGAUGAUGAAAAUGGGGGAACAAAACGCAAAGGAAAGGAGCAAGAUGUAGGUGAGGUUUUGGUGAAAUCACUACAGAACACAAAAUAUUCAAUUGAUGAGAAAUUGGAGAAUAGCUUCAUUACCCUUUUCAGCAGGAAUCCUAUUAUUGCAUCUGAUACUCAGAAUUAUGUAAGUGAUAGUUACGAGGAGCAGAGACGUGAUAUAGAUCCUCUUAAGCAGAAUGAGCUUGAGGAUCAAAUUGAACCAGGUGGGUCUAGAGAAGAAAGUGAUACUGAAGAUUCGGAUGGUUCAGAGUCUUCUGAUCACAAUGAAGUGGCUCAAAGGGAUGCCAUGGUAAAUGGGGAAGAUGGAGUAUCUGAUGAUGAGUGUGGUGGUGAUGCAUCAAAUCAUCAAGCUAAUCUUAAAGACUGCUUGAAGGAACAUGCUGAGUUUUAUGGUGGAAGACUCCGGAGAAAAGCUAUGUUUGGGGAUGACAUGGAUGACAAGGAUCUAGAGGAGUCUGAUGACGAGAGUGAAGAUGAUGAUGAGGAUAAUCAAUCAUAUUCUGAUUCAGAUGUUUCGGAGGAAGAUGGAGAGGAUAAUGGAACAGAUGAAGAUGGCCUGGGCAAUGUAUCAAAGUGGAAAGAGUCAUUGGUUGAAAGGACUGUCUCAAGAAAAAAUAUUAAUCUCAUGCAACUUGUGUAUGGGACUUCUGCAUCGACAACUGCCAUAAAUGAAAAGCGGGAGAGUAUUGAUGAUGAGGAAAGUGAUGGAGAUGACUUCUUUAAGCUAAAAGGGGAAGGCAAUAAGAAAUUGAAAGAGGGAUUGGAUGGUACAGACAUCAACACUGAGGACUGCUCCAAAUUUACAAAUUAUGCGGAUCUUAAAAAUUGGAAAGAAGAAGAGAUAUAUGAAAGUAUUCGUGAUCGUUUUGUCACUGGUGACUGGUCAAAAGCUGCCCAAAGAAAUCAACCCUCCAAGGCAAACACUGAAGAAGAUGAUGUCUAUGGUGACUUUGAAGAUUUGGAAACAGGUGAUAGAUAUGAGAGCCAUCAUAAAGAUGAAUCUGGCAGUCAUCCUGUCAAGAUGGAAGAUGAUCUUGCAGCAGAGGAGCGGAGACUUAAAAAGCUGGCACUUCGUGCUAAAUUUGAUGCUCAGUAUAAUGGAUCUGAGCCACCUGAGGAAGAUGAUGAGAAACAAGGAGCCCAGGUUCAUCGUGAACAAGCCAAUGAAAGUGGAUUUUUCGACAAGUUGAAGGAGGAGAUUGAACUCCGUAAAAAAAGGAAUAUUGCUGAACUCAAUGACCUAGACGAGGAAACUCGAUUAGACAUUGAGGGCUUCCAUACUGGGAUGUAUCUAAGAUUAGAGGUUCAUGAUGUUCCUUUCGAGAUGGUUGAACAUUUUGAUCCCUGCCAUCCAAUCCUGGUUGGAGGAAUUGGUUUUGGUGAGGAAAAUGUUGGAUACAUGCAGACAAGGUUAAAACGGCACAGAUGGCACAGGAAGGUACUAAAGACUAGAGACCCUAUAAUUGUGUCUAUUGGUUGGAGGCGUUACCAAACUACACCUGUCUAUGCAAUUGAAGAUCAAAAUGGAAGGCAUCGCAUGCUCAAGUACACUCCAGAACACAUGCAUUGUCUUGCCAUGUUCUGGGGUCCUCUUGCCCCUCCCCACACCGGGGUGGUUGCUGUCCAGAAUUUAUCUAACAUUCAGGCAGCAUUUCGAAUAACUGCAACUGCAGUUGUACUCGAGUUCAAUCAUGCAGCAAAGAUAAUGAAGAAAGUCAAGCUAGUUGGUUAUCCAUGUAAGAUAUUCAAGAAGACUGCACUGAUCACAAAUAUGUUUACUUCUGAUCUUGAAGUAGCUCGGUUUGAAGGUGCUGCUAUUCGAACUGUCAGUGGGAUACGGGGGCAGGUGAAAAAGGCUGCAAAAGAUGAAAUAGGUAAUCAGCCCAGAAAGAAGGGAGGGGCACCAAGAGAGGGAAUUGCCCGGUGCACCUUUGAGGACAGGAUUUUGAUGAGUGACAUUGUUUUUCUGCGUGCAUGGACUCAAGUUGAAGUUCCUCAGUUCUAUAACCCAUUGACUACUUCAUUGCAACCUCGUGGUAAGACCUGGCAGGGAAUGAAAACGGUGGCUGAAUUAAGGAGGGAACACAAUCUCCCUGUUCCUGCUAACAAGGAUUCACAGUACAAGCCUAUUGAAAGAAAGCCAAAGAAGUUCAACCCAUUGGUGAUACCUAAGUCAUUACAGGCAGCACUUCCAUUUGAAUCCAAACCAAAGGAUAUACCCAGUCAGAAACGGCCUCUUCUUGAAAAUAGAAGAGCCGUUGUCAUGGAUUCUCGAGAGCGAAAACUUCAUAGUCUUGUUCAACACCUUCAAAGGAUCAGACAUGAGAAGAUGAAGAAGCGAAAGCUUAGGGAAGAGCAGAAGAGAAAAGAAUACGAAGCAGAGAAAGCCAAGGACGAGCAAUUGUCAAGAAAGCGCCAGAGAGAAGAACGGCGUGAGAGAUAUCGUGUGCAGGACAAAUUGAAGAAAAAAAUGCGCAGAAAUUCAGAGGCCUAAUGAUAGCCGAUUAGAAUGGUUCGCUGAAUCCCCCAUUCAUCUGGUAUGAGGUGCACAGUUGAUAUCUCAAAAUGACAUUGCUGCAAGUUUGCAACGCUAGGCACUCUGACCAUCUUGAAUGGUAAGAUCUUACUCCCAAUAGCGCAAAGCCACCAACCAUACAUUGCUUCCAUGAGGAUUCACAUCUCUUGUAAUUUAGAUCAUCAUCCAACAUUUCUGAGCUAUUGUCCAUUUCUUUCAAGUACUGAAACUUCGUUUAGACUGAGGAUAUGAAGAGUGAUUUGGUUCUGUUUAGGGUUUUCAAGUGUUGAAUUGGGCUUUGAGCAUCACACUUGAGCUGAGAGAAGUUGGUAUUUUGGGCUACUUCAUAUUAAAUUAAUCAAAGUUUUGUAAGAGUUAUAUUCUAGUUAGUACUUGAAAACUCUGUAUAUUUAUUUUAGAGGGGCAGUUAAUUUUGUUUUAAUUGAAACAUUUUCAUUGAAGCAUAAA
Messenger RNA from Hevea brasiliensis (rubber tree), 4399 nucleotides. RefSeq lists its product as uncharacterized. NCBI's taxonomy places the organism in Eukaryota, Viridiplantae, Streptophyta, Magnoliopsida, Malpighiales, Euphorbiaceae. Gene Ontology annotation, biological process: maturation of SSU-rRNA from tricistronic rRNA transcript (SSU-rRNA, 5.8S rRNA, LSU-rRNA); endonucleolytic cleavage of tricistronic rRNA transcript (SSU-rRNA, 5.8S rRNA, LSU-rRNA); ribosome biogenesis. Bases 272 to 3910 code for a protein of 1212 amino acids. Gene Ontology annotation, cellular component: nucleus; 90S preribosome. The record is from RefSeq and is a predicted model, not a curated record. Gene Ontology annotation, molecular function: GTP binding; GTPase activity; U3 snoRNA binding. The transcript has 19 exons.